ACUGCAGCCACCGCCGAGCACAGAAGGUCAUGCCGAGAUCUGUGGAAGGGCAGGGGAGCCAGGCGGUGCCAGGAGGCGAGGCUGAGCUCGGCGGGGCUGCUGGCGGCGCUGCGGGGGGGCUGGAGGAGGGAGGCGGGAGGAGGAGUUGAGGAGCACGGGCCCGGGAGCCUCCCCGCUUACCGCACUAGGAAGUGACGCUUUCCCUGAGUCCCGGAGAGAAAGAAACAAAGUUUGGGGUUUUGGGUUUUUUUUUCUCCUCCUUCUUUAGCACCCCCACCCCACCCCCACGCAUUUGCGAACUGCCGCUCCGCGUCCCCCCGCAGGUGCCCGGCCGCGGCGGCCCUGCCUCGCCUCGCAGUGUAAAAGCAAUGCAAGGUAUCAUUAACACUUCGGUAUAUUUGGAGGCAAGACACAGUAUCUUCUGGGAAUACGGUAUCAGAACUGGCUCUGUGCUUUAUGCAAAGGACCUGUAACUGAGUGGACCCUACUGACUUCUGAACCACAAAGGGUAAGAGUGAAAAGAAGUGAGAGAAGCACACAAAGAAAAAGGAAGUGGAUGCACUUUCAUCUGGACUUCUUUCCUGCCCUUUAUUACUAGAACUGAAUGGAAAAGAGAAACUUCCGUGCCUUUCCUCCCCCAGCCUCAGGGAUGGGUGGAUUGUAAAUACAGUGCGUGCAGCUGGGAGAAUAAACUGAACCAUGAAUCUUCAAGCUCAGCAAAAGUCUUCAAGCAAAAGGACUGGAAAACGAAUUGCCUAUUUUAAUGACCAGGAAAUAAAUGUGUCAUCAAAAGAACCACAGCAGCAGCUUAAGGAAGGACAGUUCUAUGGUCAUGGAGGGAAUAUACCUGUCUCCCAAACUAUGGAGAUGUCUCAUGCAGGAGGAUUAACAAGUGCCCCCAACAAUGUUGCUUUGAUGAACUCUGUUUACAAUCAAGAUAGGGGAGAAUCAAUGAUGAUGUCCCAGACGGUAACAGCUGUCAAAUGGCAGAAUUCACUAAUGGGAAACCGGUUGCCAGAGAGGGGUGACAGCCACUGGCAGUCUCCACCUUCGAUGUGGAACCACAGUAUGGUUUUUGCGGGCAACCCAAAAGGGCCCCACUCCAAUGCUGGUGCCCCAGGCUUCUAUGGCCACCCAGAAGCCCUUAAAAGAAAUCAAGAGAAAGGAGUGUUUGUGUCACAGCUUGACUUGUAUGGAGAUGCUGUCCAGCAGAUGAUGUCCCAGAAGGCUCAGCUGGAACAGCAAGCCCUGGUUAGGCAGCAAGCUCAGAUGAAUUCUUUUCAUCAGAUGCAGAAGCAGCAGCAGCAGAAUCAAAGUCUGCCGUUACAGUCUUUCCAACUAGCAUUUGGUCACCAAGGCCAAAAGCAGGGUCUUCCUGAAUUAUUACAUGUCUUUCAAGAAGCUCCAGCUUCUUCCAGUCCAGCAUUUACCGCCCAACAGAAACAGCAAGCUCUUCCCCAGCUACAACUGUUUGAAAAUUUUUAUCCUCAACAGCAGCAGCAGCAACAGGCUGCCACACAAGCCUUUGGUCUGCAGCAAACAACUUCCAUAGCACAGCCUCAUGUGGCAGCAGCAGCACCUCAGCAUCACAUGAUGGCACACCAGUUUCAGCAAACAGAGAGGAACCAGGAGCUAUUCAAGGCUCUAACAGAGCAGAACCAACCGACGGUGCUACCUCAGACCCAGAUUCCCUUUCCAAGAAGGUCACGGAGACUCUCCAAAGAAGGUGUCCUGCUGACAUCUACAGGAGAAGUGCUGGCUUCCAAGCAGACAGAAGAACAACCUAGCAAUUUAUUUCUGCAUCACUGGCAAACACAUCAGCAAGAAGUUCCAUUACAGCAGCCACCUGAAUCACUGGCCCACAACAAAAGUAGCUAUUCACACCCCAAGAGAAUAGAUCUGGGCCAGAAGGAUGUCCUGGUCAACAGUGAGCUGUGCCAGAUGGAAACAGGCAGGGAAGCCACAGGCCAGAAUGGUAGAGAUGGGGAGAAACAGGCAGCAGCAGCUGAAGAAACCACUCAGAGAACUAAUGAUUUUCAGGGUGUCAGAGGUGGUGUAAUCCAGAGUACACGGCGGAGACGGCGUGUUUCCCAAGAAGCCAAUUUGUUAACUUUGGCCCAAAAAGCUGUUGAGCUGGCUUCUCUUCAAAAUGUAAAGGAAAUGGAUACUUCAGAAGAGAAGAAGAGUAUGCACAUGGCUCCAGGACCUACAGCUGCAAAAAGUGUUGUGGAAUUUGCCAGUUCUUCACCAGCUCCCAAAAGAGCCCGGGAAGAUAACAGCCUUGUGCCUCUUAUCAUUCCUGUGUCUGUGCCAGUGAGAAAAAUUGACUUGCAGAGCCUUGGAAAGGAAAAGUCUGAGGAUGGAAAACUCCAGAGAGGCCAAACAAACGAUCGAGCUCCUUGUGAACGCAAGCCUUCUGUGAUAGUCACUCGGAGGCGAUCUAAUCGUAAUACUAACAUGGAAACCUCAAAUCAGCAUGAAGAUGCUGUUCCAAAGGAUGAAGCAGAGGGCUUUGCCCGGAAACCAAAGCAGCGGCCAAGGCCUGAGCCCCUCUUCAUACCACCAAAAGCUGGCACCUUUAUUGCACCACCUGUUUAUUCUAACAUUACUCCAUAUCAGAGCCACUUAAGGUCGCCUGUCCGUCUGGCAGAUCAUCCUUCGGAUAGGAACUUUGAGCUACCUCCUUACACUCCUCCGCCAAUUCUCAGUCCUGUGAGAGAAGGAUCUGGGCUAUAUUUUAAUGCUAUCCUCUCUUCAAGUGGUCAUUCAGUUCCACCUCCCAUGACUCCUAAAAGUGCUCACAGAACUCUUCUUAGAUCAAAUAGUUCAGAAGUUACCCCUCCUGUUCUUACAGUAGUGGGGGAAGCCACCCCAGUCAGCAUUGAACCGCGAAUAAAUGUAGGAAUUCGCUUUCAGGCAGAAAUCCCAUUGCUCCGAGACAGGUCUCUGGCAGCAGCUGAUGAACAUAAAGCAGAGCUGGUGUGGCAGCCAUGGGGUGACCUGGAAACCAACAAAGUCACCCAAAAGAAUGUGGAAAACCUGCUAGCUGCUGCCUGUUCAAGCAUUUUUCCUGGGGCUGGAACCAACCAGGAGCUGGCAUUGCAUUUCUUACAUGAAGCAAAGGGAAGCGUUCUGGGAGCUUUGACCAAACUGCUAUUGAAGAGGCCAGUACGAUCACCUACCCACCCUUUGGCAGAUUAUCACUACACAGGAUCAGACAAGUGGAAAGUUGCUGAAAAAAAACUUUUCAACAAAGGCAUUGCAAUCUACAAGAAAGACUUUUUCUUGGUCCAAAAGCUUAUAAAAACAAAAACAGUGGCUCAGUGUGUGGAAUUCUACUACACAUACAAGAAACAAGUGAAAAUUGGUCGGAAUGGGACCUUAAUCUUUGGGGACAUUGAUGGUGCUAAUGAGAAAUCUAUGAAAGAUGAAGCUGAAGUUGACAUCAAGAGUUCCCAUAGGUUUGCACGUGUUCUUCCUCCCAGACGGGACAUUUACAGUGAAGAACAGGGGCAUGUGGAGGAAGAGGAGGAAGAAGAGGAGGCAGAGGAAGGGUUGGAUAACAGAAAGAAGAGCACAGUUCCUCUCAAAGAUGAACAGACACUACAAGAUGGUUUAAUAGCCAGCGAUGCAAAUAUGAGCAGUCAAGAGGCAAUUGUCACAGGCAGAAUUGGAAGGAAGCCAAGGGAGACAGCAGUGAAGCCUCGAAAACCCAUUAUUGCUCCAGUGCAGAGGAGGCGGCGGAAACAGAAGAUAAAAUCAGAUGCUACCAGUAAAACUCAGAACACAGAAAACACGUUUCCAUGUAAAAAAUGCGGCAGGGUGUUCUACAAGGUGAAGAGCCGCAGUGCUCACAUGAAAAGCCACGCGGAGCAGGAGAAGAAGGCAGCUGCACUGAAGCAGCAAGAGAAAGAGGCAGCAGCAGCAGCAGCAGCCCACAGUCGGGCCCGGCAGGAAGAGAGCAGUGACAGCGGGAGCAGCAGCAGUGGAAGCAGCAGCGAGAGCUCAGAUGAAGAAAUAUAGCAGCAGACCAGAAGUGGAGGGAGUAGCAAGGCUGGACCCAACCUCCCUCUUGGUGGUCUCCCUCUUUUUUGCUUGCACUUUUCUUACCUGAACAUCAGGUCUCAGUUUCAGUGCUGCUGUUUCCUCAUGCUACGUGUUCCACUUCACCUUGCCAGUACUGACCAAGCCGGAAUGGUGGAUGAAAAGAUUUGAUUCAACUUGGCUUUUUUUUUUUUUUUUUUUUUUUUAAAACAAAUAAGGGGUUUCUAUUCUAUUUAUAAUGAUACCUGAUGUACAUAACGGAACAAUGUCACCUGCAGUGGAAGUAAGUUCUCUCUCAGGUCAGUCAGACCUUUCUUUUUGUGCUUGACACAGGAAUUGUGAUAACAGGACUCUUGAAUAUAAAAGUUUCCAGACAAAAGUGAGAAAAUUAUGCUCUGCUCUGAGCUAAGUGUAUCCAGUUACUGUGACACUGGUGAUUUCUAGAUGUUUCCUUUCUCAGCAAGUUCUCCUUCCUGUUACUCUUUCCUGCCUUCCUUUCUGAGUACUUACUCAGGCAGCCAACAAGUUUUGUGGAAAGAUGGUGUGCGCUUUUGGCCUCUGCUUCACAAACAUGAGAAGCGGGAUGAGCAAGACACUCUUCUUCCUUUUGAGAGGAAGUUUUAUUUUUCAAAAAGAAGCUUGAGGUGGUUUCUCUUAUGCCAUUAAGAAUGCAGCAGUGGAUAUAAAAAAAAUCCUGUGGGAUUAGAGUAGCCACAGAGCUCGUGGGUUGUCUCAUCUUGGAAAACAAAAUAGUCUGCCUUUGAUUGACUCAAUGGAAAGUAGUCUGGGCUUUACAAGUGCAAUUUGAAAUGAAAACUGCUGGUUUUGACUUUGCAUAAAUGGGAGCAAGCUGGUUUAGCGAAAAUGAACCAGGACCACCGUGUGCGCUGGAUUGUGUGCACCUCUGAGAUGGGAGGAAUGGACUCUCGUCUCCAGCAGUGAUCCCUCUGUGAAUGGCUUUUACAUGGCUUUUACCUCUCAACGUGCCCAUUUCUGUCUUGUGGUAGCCCUCAUUUAUUCCUUGAAAUUCCCAUCACCAGGAGCCUGUGUGGUGGGGCCCUCAUUUCCCAAACACCUCCUGUCAGACAGUACAUACACACAGGAGAAGCUCAUCACUUGUUUCCACACCAGUGGCUGGACAGCACUGCCCGUGGGGUUGUCCUGCUGUGAGCCUUGCUCUCCGCUGAAAGGCCGAUUCUUCCUUCAGAACUGACACAUGCUAACAGCCCAAAAAGUCUAGCCACCAAAAGCCUGCUGGUGAAGGAGAGUUACAAAGAAGUAGUCCAGGUGACGUAAAUGUUAGAUUUGCACAGGAACGUUCUGUACAUCUUUAUAGCCCACAUGUAUCAUUAUUUUGUAAAAACGCAAGGAAACGGAUCACUUCCUUGUGCUUCAUAGCUGGUCAGUCCUGGCUCAGCUCCCUCCCUCUAGCCAGCGCUUAGCACAGCGCUGAGCCCCCAGCCACCCCAGCCUCCGAGUGCCAGCGCUGCGUCAGAUUGCGUCGGCACUGCGCCACUGCGGCCGUGCUGCAGGAGUCAACUGCUCCUGCAUUCCUGAGCAGGGAUCCUAGGGGGGCUGCUGGACAUGAACUACAGUGUUCCUGACCGGCUGAUUUUUAUUUUAUUUUUUUUUUUUAAAAAAAUAAUCUUGACCCUUCAUGCUGCUAGAUAAAUUCCAGGUUGACUAUGGAAAGUGGCUUUAACUCCAGUGUGCCAUCUGGCAAUCUUUUCCUGCCCUGUGGUUUUAUGCAGCCAUGAUUGCUUCACCCUCCAAGUCUGGGAGGCUGUGUAUUGUACCAUGUUUGCUUUGACAUAUAUAUGCCUUUGCAUAGAAUCCUUUUUCUUGAUAGCAGAAACAGUUACUACUUUUACAAAACAAGUAGGAGUAUCAUUAAGGACUGCACUUCUUUCCAUGUUGACACUUUUGCCUUUUAAGUGUUCAAUUUUCUGCCAAGGGUGUAUUUUUCAUUCCUAACAAAAUUAGGUUCCCUUUCAGCAUUUGGAUGACUGUUCCAUGUCCCUACAUGCACAGGUCUGGUUGACUAACUAGGCUGUGGAAGCAGAUGGCAUGUCAUGAACUGUUAAAAUCAUUCAAAAACUGCGAAGAACUAAAAGCUACAAAUCUUUAAGAAGCAGCUUCAGCAAAUCAGUCUUCCUGUUAAGAGUUUCAGUGUUGAUUGUUAGCUUUUUGCAUUUGUAAAUUGGAGAGGACGCUUGUCUGCCAUUAUCCUAGGGCCUUUAGAGAGAAGAGAAGCUUUAGCACACUGUGCUAGGGCAGACAGUAGGUGCGGCAGCUAGACCUUGUGCUUGGCUUGUGCUGGGGUUAAUUCCAGUAAAAAGCAAUGAUUCAUUUAAAGUUCUGAAGUAUGUUUAUGGGAAACUACCAGUAGUUUCCAGAUCUUGAGAACUACAGGGCAACAGUUCAGAAACAAGCAGGGCUUGUGAGUGUAUCUAAAAAGGACUUAAAGUAACGUAGUUAUUGUUAUAUUGUCAGAAUGAAUGCCUUUGCCUGGAAUAGCGUGUUGCAGCAGCAGAACAGCGUGCAGGUACUUAACAGAAACUGGGAAGGCCUAGAAACACAUACAAAAUGGAGAUGGAGGUUGAACUGGCACACAGCGAGAAACACAGAAAAAAUGGAAGAUUUAUUUUUUUUACUUUUUUUUUUUAGAUUGGAGGGGAGAUCUGAUUAAACUUGAGAACUAAAAUAACAUGAAACAAACUGUCUUAGGAAAAUGCCUUUACUAUCCUUGCUAAAACAGUGCAAAAUCAAACAGUGUAUGACCCCUUAGGAAAACACGAAGACUGUUCAUACUGGGCAAACCAAAGCCCUGUCUAGCUCCCGGUCUUGUUUCUGACAGUGGUCAGGAGCAGAUGCUUAGGAAAAAAGCGAGGGACAGUACGGACUAGCCGGUGUAGUUCUAGCUAGAAAAUAAGUAGAAGAACUUAUGUGUGUGUUUGUAAGGCAAAUCUGCAGAGAUGUGUGCACUGAAAUGUACCAUUCUCCUCAUGGGCGGAAAAUCGGGACACUUCUCUGCCUUUUACUCUUCUGCUCUCUGUAUCUACCUGCGUUUACUCUAGUACUUUUAGUAUCUGGAAGUAUGCCUGUGUGAUAAUGAGCAAACAUUUAGUCAUGGCCCUCAAGUCGUCAAGCUUGAAGUAGUUUUAGAUAUGGCAUAGCAAAUCAUGGUGACAACUGAUCAGAUGAAAUGAAGUACAAAUAUUUAGGGAGCAAAUCAUGGGAUUGCUUUAAGUAUCAAUUUAAUCUUCUUUCAGAUAUGAUGAUGCUUGAAUGCAAGCACUAUCACAAUCUUCCAAAGACCAGGUCUUUCACUGAUUCUCCCUAUUAUAGGAAAUUGAUAUGAGAGUAAUUUUUCCUCUCAUCAACAAUAAGUUAUUGAGGUGCUGAUAAGAACAAAUAAGGUGUUUUCUUUAGUUGUCCAAAAAUAGUGUGUCUGUUACACACUGAAUCUAGUACUGGUUGUUUCUCUCCCACCCUGCUGCAGUAGAAGAAAACAGGAAAAUUUGAUACUGUGAGGUCUGUCACUGGAAGAAAAUUGGAAAAGGGCUUUUUCUGAGGAUAACCUCAGACAGCUGUGGGUGAGCAUGGCUGACCAAAAUCAGGUAAAUGUUCCAAGCAAGUGGCAUCAAAUGGAAAUCUUUCUGAGCGUGUUUACAUAUUGCUAGUAGCCACCAGAAGAGCUCUCUUCUGUCAUGGUAAUAAGUAAACAUGCUCCCUAGUGUCUUGUUUAAAAACAAACACCACCAAAUCUGCUGCCCGCUUGCUUACAGUAGGAGUUUGGAAUUCAUCUACAUCUGAAUUAGAUCCUGCCUACUAGCAAAAGCUGGCAGAGAAUGGUUUUAAAACAAACAAACCAACCAACCCCCAGUUGCUGAGGACAAAGCAUUUGAAUGGAAUUUGUCUAAUCUGCAAUGAAAUCUUUUACUUUUCUUAGCAGGAGAAAAAGUAACUUGAGUGGGUCUUUACUGCAGCACAGUGUUAAUUUAAGGCUGUGUUGUUCCAAUUAUGAUUUUUAAAUCUUGUCUAUGAUAUAAAAUUCUUGUCUCUGUCCUGUUGAUUUGUCCAUUUUAAAACCCUAUGCUCAUUAUUUUCCAUCAUUUAAAGGCCUAUUUAUUGAUUACAUUUAGUAAAGGGGCUUGCUGUUAAUUUAGAAAAAAGGCAGUAUAUGCUCAGUCAUUAAGCUGAGUUUGAACAAAGCAUCUCUUUGCUAUAGGAACAAAUACAUACAGACUGCAAUUGUGUAAAUGCAUCCUAAUAGAUUUGCCUUUCACAGUGUGAGAUCAGGCUUCAGGUGGUCAUAUACCCAAGCAGUCAGGUGGCUGUACUUCAAAACCAUUACCUGUUUGAGUCUUGAUGGCAGCAUUGGGCAUUGCGGAGAUGCAGCGACGGAUCAUCUUUUGCCCUGUUUGCAUCCUUCUGCCUGUGUUGUCUGCCCUUUACGGAUAGAUUCAGUCUUUCAGGUUUGUGAUCUGCAUGGAACAGCAUCUCAGUUUUGUAAGACUGCGUGUGAAUAUAAUUGCUAGAUAACAUGCAUGCACUUCUGAUGCAUAUCUGAUAUAGCUACAGGUGUUUUGCAGUCUAGCUGCAAGAACAACUCUGCAUUUUAAUUUAUUUGAUGUUUUUCCAUUUACUGAGACAGGUAACAGUAUCUGAGAGAACUCAACUCUGUAAGUCGAAGGCCUGCCGAAUUUCAGUCAGCUGUGCAGGACCUUGGCGUUUUGCUAGCUAGGACCAGGUAGGCAUAUAGCUGUUUAAAGGCAGGUCAAAGAGAGACUUUCUAAAGCUUAAAGGUAACUCAUCUAUUAAUCCCGUACUGGACGUGUAAUGUGACGUCCAAAUUAGCUAUAAAUACCCUCUAAUUUAUCAAACUGAGGCUUUUGGUCACUUCGCAUUGCAACAAGCUUAGAUUAAAAUCAACAUUCAAUUAAAAGGUGUUUCCUAAACCAUGCAGAGUGAGCUUUCUCGCUCUCAGUGAUUAUACACUUCUUAAUUCUCUUUCAGGCAGCGGACUAGAAAGUUCAUAUAUACAUAUACAUAUAUAUAUAUAUAUACAUAUCCUAUUUUAAAAGAAAUGGGAGCAGGGAGGACUAUAGCCAUAGAAGUCUUGUCUGCUUUCAUACAACGGCACUUUUAGUCCAAUGAUUACCUCUGCCAGAAACCUUAUUCUAAAACACAUUUUCCCACAGACUUCCUUUUCUCCCUGUUCUAUCUUCUGAUGUAUGUCUGAAAGUUUAUAAAGCUUUAAAGAGACAGAGAAGCAGUGUCUACAAAUGAUGUUUGAUUUUUGUCUGGGGGGGGGGGUGAGUUUCUCUGUAAAUUUGUCACUUGGAUUCAGCUGCUUUCCUUGCCCUCAUUCUCUCCCGUGUCAAAUGUUAGAAAGACACAGAUGUUGAAUCCCCAGCUGUCUAAGGAUUUUUCUUUCCAAGACUAGGAUUCCGCUGACAGCUGAGCCUGAAAAAACCUUAACUUCUCCAGAUUAAAGACAACAUAUAUUUUUAUAGAAAUGUAAUUGUAUAUUUUAAAAGUUUCCUGCAGCUUCUCCACAUGUAUUUUUCCCCUUUUAGUUCAGAUUUGAUAUCAACUUUUUUGUGUUCAUUCUUCUUAUGUUCUGUUUUUAAAUUUGUAGCAAAGCUUUGGUGUACUGUACAGGAGCAGUCAGCCUUUGUAAUUACUGUAUAAAUGCUUUAUAAUAAAGUAUAUUACUUUUAUUUUAACAAGUGAGCAGACACUUCCUUUUGCGUGUUUGCUGCCUAGGGCACCUUUUAAAAGACUGUUACAUGUUUAAAAUGUACAUAUAUAAAUAUAUUUACCUGUUGCUGUACAGUUGUGAUAGACUGGACUGAAUUUAUUUUUUGUGUGCUUUUUUAUAAAAUAUUAAUACACUAAAGGAAAUCUUGCUGAUGUGAUUGUAAUGUACUAUGUAACUUAUUUACUUAAUAUCCUCUAUCUAUCUAAAAACCCUUUUAUUAAAUGAGGUUUAAAAAGUA
Molecule: messenger RNA, 10049 nt
Organism: Falco peregrinus (peregrine falcon)
Lineage: Eukaryota; Metazoa; Chordata; Aves; Falconiformes; Falconidae
Gene: MIDEAS
Product: mitotic deacetylase associated SANT domain protein
Exons: 14
Coding region: 700-4023 (1107 amino acids)
Biological process (GO): negative regulation of DNA-templated transcription; regulation of transcription by RNA polymerase II
Cellular component (GO): histone deacetylase complex; transcription regulator complex
Molecular function (GO): transcription corepressor activity
Source: RefSeq, a predicted model, not a curated record